AUGAAUUUCUUCAAAUCCGCCUUCUCGGAGUCUGAUGAUCCUACACCGCCCGACUCACCCAAAUCAUCACCCAACAACCCAAACCCGGAGCCUGACACUCCAACCCUAAACCUCACAUGGUCGUUUGGCUCUUUAAUCAAAACCAUAGCAACCAAAUCAGAAUCCAUGAUCGAAACCUAUAAAAAAGACAUCGAAGAAUUAGGAUCCGGUUUAAAGAAAGAAACCGCCGUCAUCCGUCAUGUCGCUUCGCGUGCCGUCCACGACCUCCCCGCUUCCUUUGAAACCGGCGCCGCCGUCGCUCAAGAGUCUCUCGAGUCCGUCGGCCAAGCCAUCGACGAUAUUGGAUCCACCGUUUGGAAAUCAACGGCCCAGAUCAUCUCUCACGGUAGGGACUCAGUUUUUUCAGCUGUUGAUCAUGAUCAUGAUAGUGAUGCAAGCAGUUUGCUUAAACGGCAAUCUUUGGAUGUGAAAUAUAGUCGUUUUGAUGCUCAAGCGCGCGCAUUGCAAAGUGAUUUGGAUACUUAUUGUUGUGAACCUGGGGAUAAGGAGGAUUAUGAGAAAUGGAGAUCAGAGGGUUUUGUGAUUGAAGAAAAAAAUGAAGAGAUUAAGAGAUUAAUUGGCGAAAAUGAGGUGGUUAAUGAAAUUUAUAAUGAGGUUGUGCCUAGUAGAGUUGAUGAUCGAAGUUUUUGGAGCCGGUAUUUUUAUAGGAUGUUCAAGUUAAAACAAGCAGAGGAAGCGAGGGCUUUGCUUGUUAAACGGGCGAUUUCUGGUGAUGAAGAGGAGGAUUUAAGUUGGGAUUUUGACGAUGAUGACGAAGAUGAAGAAGAGGGUAAUGUGUUUUUGUCAAAGGGUAAAUCGAGUGCCAUUGUAGGGGUAAACAAUGAGAACAAUGACGAGGAUUUAAUUGAGAAGGAAAAGGAUGAAGGGGCUCAGAGAGGCAUGGAUAAGUUAGAGGAGGAGGGGUAUAAUGGUGGAUCUAGUAAAGAUAGUGAUGUGUCAAUUGUUUCGAGCCAGUCAUUGCCGGAGGAGGAAGAUCUUGGUUGGGAUGAGAUUGAAGAUGUUGGUAGUAAUGAUGAGAACAAAGUGGAAGCUGUUGGGAGCACAGCGAGUGUGGGUACAAGCAGAGUUGAAGUGCAUAAGCGGUUCAGUACUGCAGAAGAAGAGGAGGACUUGAGUUGGGAUGUUGAAGAAGAAGAUGAAGAUGAUUUGCCUGUUAAGUGA
Messenger RNA from Dovyalis caffra, 1221 nucleotides. The record is from the annotation of a GenBank genome assembly. NCBI's taxonomy places the organism in Eukaryota, Viridiplantae, Streptophyta, Magnoliopsida, Malpighiales, Salicaceae.